Gryllus bimaculatus (two-spotted cricket) is the source of this 7733-nucleotide messenger RNA. NCBI's taxonomy places the organism in Eukaryota, Metazoa, Arthropoda, Insecta, Orthoptera, Gryllidae. The record is from the annotation of a GenBank genome assembly.
CAUAGCAGUUCUUUAUUUACAAAUUUAUAUCUUCUUCGAUACUUUGGAAUUGAAAUAUAAAUAGAGCACUACCUAUUAUUCAACAUUAAGACAUCAUUUAUAAAGAUUUUUCAGUGUUAUACUUUUAACUGUACAAAAUAUUAACUUUAUAUUAUUUUCAUACAUCAUGAAAAUGUAAACGAAAUGACAUACAUUUAAAAUAAUUGAAACAAAUUUAAAGAAAAGCAAGCAAUUGUAAUUUUUAAAACAAACACACACAUCUGCCACUAUAAACAAUGGGUUUAGCAGAAUCCAACACACAAUAACUACAGGCAAGAUUUACAUUUGUACGGCAAGGAUACCUUCGCAUUAGUGUACAAUUCACAAUUAUUGUUGCUUCCCCCUCUCAAAGGAGACAGCAUUCCCUCACAUAAUGAAAUGUCAUGAAUUUGUUUCAAGAAUGAACACACAUUUCCCAAAGUCUUUAAUUCUUUAUCAGAACUCAAAGCAAGAACUUCCUUCCCAAAAAUUUUAACAUGUGGAGCUGCAGUUUCCUUAAAUAUUAUACAUUUAUCAAUCAUCAAUUUUGGGAAAGGAGAGAGUUCUGAAAUAUGAAACACAAUUACAAAACUUCCAUCAGGAUGCUUAUGAAGAGACCACAUAUCUGAGGGCAUUUUCACGUAAUGUGACCACUUCCACAGCUUUUUAUACGAAACUGUUCCUUUGCCUUGAGAAGGGAAUCUUGAAUUUUUGUGGACUAUUCUUGGCUUGAAAAAAUAUGCGUCAGGGAUCAAUAGUCUUCCUUCAUUAGAAUGAAAAAUUGUCCCUUGAUGCCUUAAGUAAAGUUUUUGUGUCCCAAUUCUGUUUUCCUCACUCUCUGAUUCAGGAACUCCACUUGCUUCUUCUAAAAGAUCACAAAUUUUUUCAAGUAACUCUUCACCAUCAUCAAAUACUUCAGAACUUUUUUGUAUUUUUUUCCCCAAAUCAUCUGACUUCGUUUCUGAAAUUGUUUUGGAAUUAGAGUUUUCUUUUUCUAGGCCUCUAUUAAUCCGCUUUGAAUCUUUCCUUAUACUACUUAACUUUUCAAGAUCUUUGGUAGCUUCCUUUGGCACUGAGUGAUCCGUCUUUCCCACUCCAAUAUCAAUGCUUUUUUCUGAGGCUUUCUCCUUUAUUUUAUUUUCAACUGCUUUUCCAUCUUUAGUUUUCAAUUUUGAUGUGAUGCCACUCCUUUCCCUACUGCUUGAAUGUCUCUUCUUUACCUCAAUUUUCGAUUUUUGUAGUUUCUUGGAGACAACUUCAAUGGUCUUGCUCUGAGUUUUGCUUCUAAGUGUUUUCUUUUCCAAGUCCUUUUCAAUAUAUUUUGCCCUAUUAUCUGAACCUGACAUCCGAGCACUUCUCUUCAUAUGUAAAGGAUUACGGUCACUUAACUUCGGUGGGUCUUUGGAAGGAAUUAUCUUUUUUUUCUUUAUAGAAUCAGACCUCAAUUUUACAUCUAUAAUUCUCUUUGUUUUCUCCUUAUUUUGUUCAGAAAAAGUUGGUUCAUUUGGCAAUUUAGAAUUUUUUCUCUCUAUAAGUACCUUUUUAGCUCGAAUUUGGGAAUUUUCAUCUUUAAUGGCUUUCCUUUUUCGUGAAACUUCAGAUCCUGAUGCACUUUCUACCACAUCUUCUGACUCUUCUUUCUUGUCCUUCCUCUCGUUAUUUUUUUCACUUUGUUUGUCACCUCUUCCAUUCCUUAAGCUGUGAUCUAAUGAAGAUUUAUUAAUAAGAGUAUUUACUUCAGAGGCUUUGGCAGAAUCAGCAUUGAGUUCUUGUCCUUUGACUGACAAUGGCACUGCUGUUUGUGGCUUUUUCUCAUUAUCAGUCUUAACUUUCUGUUUUACCAUACCCUCCUUCUUUUUUCUUAUUCCUCUGCUUACGAUGAUAGAAUUUGAAGUAGCUGCAUUUGGAGGUGUUCUUGUGUCCAUUUUCAAUACAGAUUUCUGUUUUGUUUUAUUAUCAGGUUUAGAUAUCUGCUUUUUUCCUGAUUUUAUACCCUCUCUUCCUUUCUCAAUAACAGCACCCUUUUCACUGUGAAUUUUAACACUUUCAAUGUCAGAUUUGGAAGAUGAUUUUUCAGCAUCUUUUUUGACGGGAAUUGAAAAUGCUUGAAUUUUUUUUUCAAGAUCAUCGUCAUCUGUACAUACUACAUUUGAUUCAGCACUUCCCAUUGAUACACUUUCACUGCUUGGAUCUUCACUCUCUUCUAAAGCAUCAGUAUGCACCUUACUAUUUUCACUUCCAUCUUCAGAAACUGGCAUCUGAGUUAACAUAUCCAGUUUCUGUAAAGACACGAAAGCUUUCUUCAACUUCGGCAGUUCAAUACGAUUCAUAUCGUUCGUAGAAUUACUUAGUUCCAUUAGUAUUAAAAUAUUAUUUCGUUUGAUCACACGAUGUUUAUAUGGUAAUAAAAUUUCAAAAACCCUUUAAACAUAAACAAUCAUUAUCCCGCGCAUUGCGAGAAUCCUUCCACUCUUCUCUACAGUGUGAAAAAUUGCGCAGCUAGCUUUUCAAUGAGGAACCAACAUAAUAAAAUCGUAACAUUCCGAAGGGAAUUAAAUGGAAUGAGCUUUAGGAGCGAAUAUCAUCUUUUACACCUCAAAAAUAUUAAAAUUACCAGAUAUAAUGAAGUAUUCUUUGUAAGUGAAAAAAAAUUUGUACACGGUAAUAAACAAAAACUCAUGUAUUGUCUGUAAGUUUAUUAGCCUGACAGCGUUCACGAAUCGCAAGCUCGAGAUUGUUUUUGUCUUCUCUCGAGUAUUAAUGAUCACAGAAUAUUUAGAAUAAAGUUGAUACCAGAGAGUAUUUUACUAUGUUUGGGUAUCUGAAAAUAUUUACAUCGUGAGACGUACUACGUAGCGAAUAGUGUAUUCCAUUGAGUUGUUAUGAUGUGUAUUUAACCGAUAUGAAUCCUAUGUCCGCAAGUGUCUCUAUGCAUGCCCAUUGACACCCAUUGAUGUAUGGACUUGUGAAAUGAUUGACAAUGAUCUCCAAACAUUGAUUUGCCCGUCAGUUGUGUAAGCUGUGUUUGAGUAUAAUCGUGUUGGGCGCCUGGGGCCCAAUUUCGACAGGGAACAUGAACGAAGUGGAAAAACUCGAACAUCUUUCUCUUGUGUCCAAAAUAUGUACGGAAUUGGAGAAUCACUUGGGACUAAACGACAAGGAUUUAGCUGAAUUUAUCAUUGAUUUGGCCGAGAAAAAUACAACAUUCGACAGCUUUAAAAAGGUACUUCUUGACAAUGGAGCUGAAUUCUCUGAUUCUUUUAUUACAAACUUGCUUAGAAUCAUACAGCAUAUGAAACCCAAAAAUGGUCAGAGAGACACAAGUGUUCCAAAAACGAAAAAAGAUGUUUUAUCAGAAAAAUUUCCUGGUCUUGCUAUUCCUAAUGACCCCAAAUUUUAUGGUGGAAAUGAAAAUAAAGAAAAGAAAAAGAAGAAGAAAAAAGAAGAUGGUUUGGGUGAUGCUGUUGUUGAUAAUGCCAUGGCAGAGUUGGAAGCACUUGCACCAUCUCAGCUUGGGAAUGUCAAAGUCAAAUCUGAACCAGAAAGUUCUGAUGAUGAUGACGAGACAACUAUUAAAAAGGAAGAAGUCAGUAAAAGUGAAGGUGUCAAAGAAAAAGGGCAUUGGGACAAUCAAGCUCAUAGUAAACAAGAGAAGAGCAGACACAGAAAAGAAAGAAGUAGAAGUAGAGAAAAAAGAGUGAAUAGAGAUAGAAGUAGGAGCCGUGGUAGGGGGGAUCGAAGCAGAAGUAGAGACCGUGGUGAUUACAGCAAAAGUAGGGAUUAUAGAGAUCGUAGAGCAAGAAGUAGAAGUAGAGGUCGCCAUGGUCGCAGUAGGAGUAGAGAUAGAAGAGAUAGAAGUAGAAGUAGGGACAGAAGGAAGGAACGAUCCCACAGAGACAGGAGUAGGGAGAGGAGAGGAGGAAGUCGUGAUCGAAAGAGGGGUCGAGAGAAAAGUGAAAGCCCUGAUAGUUCACUGAAGCAUCCCAGAGGAAGCAGUCGUGAUCGAGACCGGAGAGGAGAAAUAGAGGCUACAGCUACAGAACCAGAAAUUGGCAAGAUCUAUUCUGGAAAAGUAGCAAAUAUUGUACCAUUUGGGUGUUUUGUUCAAUUAGAAGGAUUGCGUCGUCGCUGGGAAGGCUUGGUACACAUAUCUCAAUUGAGAAGAGAAGGAAGAGUGACAAAUGUAUCAGAUGUUGUUACACGAGGUCAGAAAGUGAAGAUAAAGGUGCUUUCCUUUACGGGACAGAAAGUGUCUUUAUCAAUGAAGGAUGUGGAUCAAGAGACAGGAGAAGAUCUCAAUCCCUCUAGCAAUAAUUUACUUCUUGGCAAAGACAGAGAUGAGGAACAAGCCCAUCGUAACCCUGAUAGACCUACUUCUUUAUUGGAUCUACAAGGCUCUCUUGCUGAGGAAGAUGAAACACACAGUAGGAAGCGUGUUCAUCGAAUAUCAUCUCCAGAAAAGUGGGAAAUUAAGCAGAUGUUGGCUGCUAAUUGCAUAGAUAAAUCUGAACUGCCUGAUUUUGACGAUGAAACCGGUCUCCUUCCAAAGGAGGAAGAUGAAGAAGAGGAUAUUGAAAUAGAAAUGGUGGAGGAUGAACCUCCAUUUCUGCAAGGUCAUGGUCGAAUGCUUCAUGAUCUGAGCCCUGUCCGGAUUGUUAAAAAUCCUGAUGGAUCAUUGGCACAGGCAGCCAUGAUGCAGAGUGCCUUGGCAAAAGAAAGAAGAGAAGUGAAAAUGCUACAACGAGAGCAAGAAAUGGACUCCAUUCCUACUGGUCUUAACAAAAAUUGGAUAGAUCCUUUACCAGAUGCUGACGGAAGAGCUUUGGCAGCCAAUAUGAGAGGUAUUGGUCUUGCCAAUCAAGAUCUUCCUGAAUGGAAGAAACAUGUUAUUGGUGGGAAGAAGACUUCUUUUGGUCGUAAAACAGAUAUGACCCUCUUGGAACAGCGACAAUCCCUUCCUAUAUACAAGUUGAAGGACGAAUUGACAAAGGCUGUCACAAAUAACCAAAUUUUGAUUGUCAUUGGUGAGACUGGUUCCGGCAAAACAACCCAGAUUACACAAUACCUUGCUGAAGCUGGUUUUACUAGUCGAGGUAAAAUUGGUUGCACUCAACCUCGGCGAGUGGCAGCGAUGUCUGUUGCCAAACGUGUUGCUGAAGAAUUUGGGUGUCGUUUGGGACAAGAAGUUGGAUAUACUAUACGUUUUGAAGACUGCACCAGUCCUGAGACAGUUAUAAAGUACAUGACAGAUGGUAUGUUGCUUAGAGAAUGCUUAGUUGACUUGGACCUGAAGUACUAUUCUGUCAUUAUGUUGGAUGAAGCUCAUGAAAGGACAAUUCAUACUGAUGUACUUUUUGGACUGUUGAAGCAAGCUGUGAAAAAACGCCCUGAAUUGAAAUUAAUUGUUACAUCGGCAACUUUAGAUGCUGUGAAAUUCUCACAGUAUUUUUUUGAAGCUCCAAUUUUUACCAUUCCUGGUCGUACAUUUCCUGUUGAAGUGUUGUAUACAAAAGAGCCAGAAACAGAUUACCUGGAUGCCUCUCUUAUUACUGUUAUGCAGAUACAUUUAAGAGAACCUCCUGGAGAUAUUCUGUUAUUUUUGACUGGCCAAGAAGAAAUUGAUACUGCUUGUGAAAUACUUUAUGAACGAAUGAAGUCCUUGGGACCUGAUGUGCCAGAAUUGAUUAUCUUACCUGUAUAUUCUGCUCUUCCUAGUGAAAUGCAGACAAGGAUUUUUGAACCAGCUCCUCCAGGAUCACGGAAGGUUGUAAUUGCCACAAAUAUUGCUGAAACGUCUCUUACAAUAGAUGGGAUUUAUUAUGUAGUAGACCCAGGAUUUGUUAAACAAAAAGUGUACAAUUCAAAGACUGGAAUGGAUUCUCUUGUAGUUACUCCAAUUUCGCAGGCUCAAGCAAAACAACGUGCAGGUCGAGCAGGCAGAACAGGACCUGGUAAAUGUUAUCGUCUGUACACAGAAAGAGCCUACAGAGAUGAAAUGCUUCCUACUCCUGUCCCAGAAAUACAGCGAACUAAUUUAGCCACCACAGUGCUCCAGUUGAAAACAAUGGGUAUCAAUGAUUUGUUGCAUUUUGAUUUCAUGGAUGCUCCCCCUGUGGAGUCUUUAAUUAUGGCAUUGGAGCAGCUGCAUUCACUUAGUGCCCUUGAUAAUGAAGGGCUACUGACACGACUGGGAAGAAGGAUGGCAGAAUUUCCUCUAGAGCCCAAUCUUUCAAAAAUGCUGAUAAUGUCUGUGCAUCUUAAUUGUUCUGAUGAAGUACUUACCAUAGUAUCAAUGCUAUCUGUACAGAAUGUCUUUUACCGACCGAAAGAUAAACAAGCUCUUGCUGAUCAGAAAAAGGCAAAAUUUAAUCAGCCAGAGGGAGAUCAUUUAACAUUACUAUCAGUAUAUAAUUCAUGGAAAAACAACAAGUUUUCCAAUGCAUGGUGCUACGAAAAUUUUGUGCAGAUUCGUACAUUGAAAAGAGCCCAAGAUGUUAGGAAACAAUUAUUGGGUAUUAUGGAUAGGCACAAAUUGGAUGUAGUGUCUGCGGGUAAAAAUACUGUCCGGAUUCAGAAGACUGUAUGUUCAGGUUUUUUCCGAAAUGCUGCAAAGAAAGAUCCUCAAGAAGGCUACAGAACACUAGUGGAUAGCCAAGUUGUUUACAUUCAUCCAUCUAGUGCCUUGUUCAAUCGCCAACCAGAGUGGGUUAUUUAUCAUGAACUGGUUCAGACCACUAAAGAAUAUAUGCGUGAAGUAACAACAAUAGAUCCCAAAUGGCUUGUUGAGUUUGCACCAGCUUUCUUCAAGUUCUCCGACCCAACUAAGUUGAGCAAAUUCAAGAAGAAUCAAAGAUUGGAACCACUUUAUAACAAAUAUGAAGAGCCCAAUGCCUGGAGAAUAUCUCGUGUUAGAAGGAGAAGGAAUUAAAAGCACAUAUGAAAUUUUGCUAACUUCUGUCUUUUCAGAAUGCUGUCUACAAAUUAUUGUCAUUGUAUACCAUUUAGGAUUUCCUCUUUUGGUGGUAUACUGAAGAUUGUUAUCACACUAAGAGGAUCUUAUUUAUAUAAUUUAUAAUUGUUUCAGUGUAAAUGAAGGACAUAUAUAUCGUUUAAAGUGUGCAUGUAAUAUUGUUACAAUUUUAUGUAUAUAGUGUACAUACAGUAUUGUAUGAUUUUUAUGGAAACAAAAUGUUUGAAAAAAAAACAAAUGUCCAAUAUUUGAUUUUAUUUUUUUAGAUUUAGAAUGUUAUAAUUUUAUUUUCUUGUGAAAAUAUUUCUCUUUUGUUAAACACAGCAGUAAGCCUGUUUCAGACUAGAACUCUUGUAUAAUUGAUAGUGAUAGUAUGGCAUUUAUCUCUAAAUCACUGGUGGCUGGUGCCCCAAAAAAACUAGGGAUGAUGGAUGUAAUUUCCAAAAUUCAGAAAACAUGUAUAAUAAAACGUAAGCAAUUCAUGUAAAGUAAUUAAAACUAAGUGUAAUAAAAGUCUAUACUCAAACAUUACUUUAAUAAUUUUAUGCGUAGUGCCCAUAUCAGGUAUGUUCACCUCACAUGCACAUUGUUCUGGCUUUGAUUUCCAAUGGGCACUCAAGUUUUUGCAUUAGAUCUGCAUUCAGACAAUUGCUAGUAAUAGAAUUCAUACAAACAAAAACAAACUAGGCUUUGAUAAUUAGGUGAAUGCACUCCAGCACUUAACAACAAACUUUAUUAUUUGGUC